AUGAUUUUUUCAAAGCUAGAUUUUUUCUCUUCUCAGUUUUCUUUUAACACUGGUAAUCAUUAGGCAAAGAGAGGGACUUUAUUUGGAACUUUACUUUCAUUCAUUGUGUUUACUACAACAAUAGUCUAUUUUGUUUAUAUUUUUACACAGUAUAUUACCAAUCAAAUCGACCCUAUUUUUAGAUCUUAAAGCUUAAUUAGCCAAGGUUUAAUUUAGACAGGACUUAGUAGCGAUUUGAUUGGGUUUCGAUUUGAAUAUGGUAGUAGCUCUUAUGAAGAAUUAUAUCCUAAAAAUUAUACUUAUCUGGUGUUUUUAGCAUAUCUUUAAUAUACUACUCCUGAUAUUAACAUACUGAUACCACUUAAUGUUAUUAACUGCACAAAUCCUGAUCUAGAAGGAUUCAAAUGUCUGGAUUUUUCAAAUGUAAAAAACUAUACGCUGUUUCUUGACACAGAUAAAAAUAUGAAAUCUACCGUUUAGGUACAAACUUACGGUUGCAGAGAUAUUGAUACUUUGAAAACUACUGUUCCAGAUAAUUGCGCAGAUUAAUCUCUAAUUGAUAAUAUGAUUAAUGGUAUAAACUCUAUUUUAAGGUUUAAAAUUUAAACAUCUCAAUAUAACACAGCUACACAAAGAAAAGAAGUUAAUUAUAGAAAUUCUUAUGUCUAUACAGUUGCUAAUUAAUAAAUUGUAACAUAGUUAAAAACCCAGAUUUAGAAUACUUCUAUAAAAUCAGGAUUAAUAGUUUAGUCAUAAACAAAUUUCACUUCUCCAAUUUAAUGUAAUUAAUAAGAUCAAAGUAUUGAUAGAAAUUAUGCACUUGUUAAUAUAGGAGCAGGAUCAUAUAACAUGAUGAUAUUAUUAGUUGAUGAGAUUGUUUAGCAUAUUCAAAUUUAAUAUCCUACAUUACCUUAGGUUUUAGCGUUAGUAAGUAGCAUUUUUACUCUAUUGAUGAUGAUCGGGUUUUUUGGAAGAAUGGUCUCUCAAAAAUCGAUUUAAUAAGACUUAUUAAAACUGUUCUUAAAAAAUAUUUACUAAGAUAAUUAUUUGGGGAUGCUAAAAAAAGCUAAUAAUAAUAUUAAAUAGUAAUAAAAUUAAUAGAGCACUUAAAUAAAUAAAAAUAAUUUAGUUGGUGGGGAAUAAAAAUAAACUAAAUAAAGGUAGGUUGACAAGUAAUAAGAAAUUGAAUAAUAAGUAUAUGUUCCAACUUUUUAAAAUAAAUAAAAAAAGUUAUUGGAUUUAGAAUAACUAACUAUUUUGAUGUUACUAAAAAAAGACUAACUAGCAGCUCUUCAUCUUGUAGGAUGUUCUUCAAGUUACUUUGAUAUAGAUUUAAAUAAUAUUAAAUCUGAUACUGAUGGAUAAGGACAAAAGUAAAAUUUAAGCUACUAUGAACAAUAGCUAACCAUUUUAUAAUCAGAGCAGCUCUAAAAUUAGUAUAUUCAAGAUUUUUUAUCAAAAUUCUCUGAUAAUCAAAAUGUAAAUGAAAUAGAUAUCAGAAUAUAGUCUUCAAUUUAAAAAUGUCAUUUAAACUGA
Tetrahymena thermophila SB210 is the source of this 1536-nucleotide messenger RNA. Its product is annotated as transmembrane protein, putative. NCBI's taxonomy places the organism in Eukaryota, Ciliophora, Oligohymenophorea, Hymenostomatida, Tetrahymenidae. The transcript has 3 exons. The record is from RefSeq and is a predicted model, not a curated record.